AAACCUGUUCCGAUAGAUCCAGCAAGCAAACUGAAGAGGAAUAUGAUGAAAAACAAUGAUCCAGCAAAGUAUGCUAAGAGAGGCCAGUGGGCCAACAAGAGGGAGUUCAUUUUGGCAAUAGUCGGAGAAAUCAUUGGUCUGGGCAAUGUCUGGAGAUUUCCAUAUCUGUGCUUCAAAAAUGGAGGAGGUGUUUUCUUGGUUCCCUAUGUUUUGGUCCUGUUCACCUGUGGAAUCCCCAUCUUCUUUCUGGAGGUGUCUCUGGGCCAGUUAACUGCUCAGGGUGGAAUUACAUGUUGGAGGAAAAUAUGUCCUUUGUUUGAAGGCUUAGGCUACGGCAGUCAGUUGCUUCUGCUAUACAAUGGGAUGUAUUAUAUUGUCGUCUUGGCUUGGGCCUCCCGCUACCUCUUCUCCACCUUCCACACUAUACUCCCUUGGGCCAGCUGUAAUAACACCUGGAACACAAAGGACUGUGUCGAUUAUAAACUGGAUCAUUCAUCUAAUGGCAGCGUUUCUCAGAACACAACGUCUUCAGUUGAAGAAUUUUGGCAGAGGAGAGUUCUAGGUUUGUCUGGAGGAAUUGAAGAAGUAGGUAGUAUCCGCUGGGACCUGGCAGGAUGUCUUCUGCUGUGGUGGAUAGUGUGUUACUUCUGCAUCUGGAAAGGAGUCAAGUCUUCAGGAAAGGUCGUCUACUUCACAGCCACAUUCCCUUAUGUGAUGAUUUUUGUUUUUCUAAUCCGUGGUGUGACACUGCCAGGAGCCAGAGACGGUAUUAGAUUUUACCUCUAUCCUGACCCAGCACGCAUGGCUGAUCCUCAGGUGUGGAUGGAUGCUGGGAGCCAGAUAUUAUUCUCCUAUGCUGUCUGCUUAGGCUGUUUGCCAGCCUUAGGAAGCUACAACAAAUACAACAACAACUGCUACAAAGAUGCAUUUGCCCUGUGCCUGUUGAACAGUGCGACCAGCUUUGUCUCAGGCUUUGCAGUCUUCUCUGUCCUUGGCUUUAUGUCUCACGAGUUGGGUGUCAACAUCUCAACAGUAGCUGAAUCAGGUCCCGGCCUGGUAUUUAUUGCCUAUCCUCGGGCAGUAGCCAUGAUGCCUUUACCACAACUUUGGGCUGUGUUAUUCUUCAUUAUGAUAAUCUUCCUUGGACUGGACAGUGAGUUUGUGUGUCUGGAAGGCCUGGUCACAUCCAUAUCAGACAUGUAUCCAUCCUUCUUUUUCACGGGUCAUCGACGUAAACUACUCUUGCUGUUCAUCUGUGUUGUAUGCUUUCUGAUUGGUCUCUGUAUGGUCACUGAGGGAGGACUUUAUGUGUUUCAGCUUUUUGACUACUACGCCUGCAGUGGAAUCUCAUACAUAAUUUUUGGCAUUUUGGAGUGCAUUUGUGUAGGAUGGGUAUAUGGUGCUGAUCGUUACUACAAUAAUAUUACCGACAUGAUUAACUACCGCCCCUCGCCGUAUAUGAAAUACUGCUGGAGGUUCAUCACUCCAUGUGUGGCUACAGGCAUAUUACUCUUCUCUCUGGUCAAAUUCACCCAUCUGAGAUACAAUAACACCUAUCAGUACCCCUGGUGGAGCCAUGUCCUCGGGCUGAUUCUUUCUUUCUCUUCAGUCCUCAUGGCACCGCUGUGGGUUCUCUACAGUCUGGCUGUAACUCCAGGAACACUGAGACAGAGACUGAACGUGAUAACGACUCCAGCACAGGAACCGUUCAGAGCACCACUGAAAACUCUCAGGUCUGAAACCUGUCCUUCCAACGAAGAACACGAACUGUGUUCUUUGAACUAGUGCUGGGCAAUAUGACCAAAAAUGUGUAUCAAAGUAU
Morone saxatilis (striped sea-bass) is the source of this 1822-nucleotide messenger RNA. Its product is annotated as sodium- and chloride-dependent GABA transporter 2-like. NCBI's taxonomy places the organism in Eukaryota, Metazoa, Chordata, Actinopteri, Moronidae. Gene Ontology annotation, biological process: sodium ion transmembrane transport. Gene Ontology annotation, cellular component: membrane. The record is from RefSeq and is a predicted model, not a curated record. The coding region runs from base 43 to 1785 and encodes 580 amino acids. The transcript has 14 exons.